Ogataea haglerorum is the source of this 2250-nucleotide messenger RNA. RefSeq lists its product as uncharacterized. The record is from RefSeq and is a predicted model, not a curated record. The transcript has a single exon. Lineage: Eukaryota; Fungi; Ascomycota; Pichiomycetes; Pichiales; Pichiaceae. The coding region runs from base 1 to 2250 and encodes 749 amino acids.
AUGAUAGAUUUUUUCAAGACCGAGGAUAUGGUCCUCUACGCUACUUAUGCUUUUCUUGGUGCAGCUCUUGCGAGUGCACUGCUCUGCAUCUCCAGCAAGAAGUUCAGAGUUGUGAUUCAGUUUUGCUAUCUCUGCUUUGUCAAACCGUUCACCCCAUCGUCGAAAACCGCCAAGAGCACAGGUGCCCAACAGCAGGCGCUCGAGUCGUUCUACCAGGCCCAGGCUAAGAUCUACGACCUGACCAGGUCAACGCUUCUGCAAGGCAGAGAGACCUCCCUGAAGCUGGCAGCUAGCCACCUUUCAAAAACCUCAGAUCUCGUGUGGAUCGACGUAGGUGGUGGCACAGGCUACAACGUGGAGCACAUGGACUCCGUUCUGCCGUUAAGAAAACACUUCAAAGCAAUCUACGUGGUUGACCUGUCGCCUUCCUUGCUUGAAGUUGCACAACAGCGAUUCGAUGCCAAGGGCUGGAAAAACGUCCACUGUGUCCAUGCCGACGCGUGCAACUUCUCUGUUGCCAACCUGCCUGCUGACUUGAUCACCUUCUCCUACUCUUUGUCAAUGAUCCCAACUUUCCAUUGUGCCGUGGACCAUGUUGUUUCCAUGCUGCACAAGAACGGAGUUGUUUGUUGUGUGGAUUUUGGAGUCCAAACGAUUGCCACCUCGCUAGCCAGAGUCAACACCCUUGGAGGAAUGACGAACAGACACAACCCGUGGAUAUUCCGCACGUUUUGGCGUACGUGGUUUGAGGCCGACCGGGUGUUUUUGGACCCGGCGAGAAGAGAUUAUCUUGAGUACAAAUUUGGAACACUCAAGUCGCUCAACCUGUACAACAAGAAACUGGGAAAUAUCCCAUAUUACAUCUGGCUUGGCUGCGAUAAAGACUGCUCGCCAGCCCUGCUGCACAGGAUCAAUGCGCUAGCCACCGAGUCCCCAUACCUGGCUCCCCAAGAUGAGUCGGUGGAGAUUGCCAGAAGUAAGGGCCACGAGGCGGCUCUUGACUCGCAGGCCAAAAAUCUACCUUAUCCGUCCAUCUAUUACCAGAAAGACGCCUAUCGGGUCUACUUCGAUGAACUACGACCAGAGUAUAAGCAAUUCAACGACCAGUACAUUUACGCGUUCACAUGGGAGGACCCAAGAGAAGAUGCCAGGAUCCUCAAGCUCUCGUCCAAAGACACUGUUCUAGCGAUCACUUCGGCAGGCGACAAUAUUCUGGCGUAUGCUUCUCUGCCUGACCCGCCUCGGCGUAUCCAUGGAGUUGAUCUUAACCCAUGUCAGGGCCAUUUGAUGGAGCUGAAGCUGGCAGCUUUCAAGUCUUUGAAAAGGGAGGAAAUUUGGAAGAUGUUUGGGCUGGGUAAGAUCGAGGGCUUCCGUGAGCUGCUAGUCACCAAAAUGGCACCCCAUAUGUCUUCGAAUGCGUUCCAGUACUGGUACGCCAACGGCGAGAAGACGUUCUGCGUGAACGGCCGCGGCCUGUACGACACGGGGUUCUCGAAAUGGGCUCUGCGAAUGGCCCGCUACGUGUUCAAGAUCUGUGGCGUAACCUCCGACGUGGAUGAUCUGUGUGCGGCAAAAACUAUCGAGGAGCAAAAACGCAUCUGGGACGAGAAUAUCAAGCCGACGCUGUUCAACCCAAUCGUCUCGAAGCUGCUGAUUGGAAAUCCGGUUUUUCUUUGGAAAGCGCUUGGCGUUCCGGCAAACCAGGCUGCCAUGAUGGGCCCGUCUGUGGUAAAAUACGUGAUCGAUACGCUGGACCCUGUGGUUUCCCGCUCGCUCAUCUCCAGCGACAACUAUUUCUACUACCUGGCUCUCAUGGGCAGAUACUCAGAACAGAACUGUCCAGACUACCUCACUGGGUCUGCAUACAUAAAAUUCUCGGCCAAAGGCUCAGCGUUGGAUAACAUCCGUCUUCACACAGACUACUUGAACGACGUCUUCGCUAGACUGACUAAGGAGUCCCUGACGGUAGCUGUGAUCAUGGAUCACAUGGACUGGUUCGACCCGACAGGAACAGAAGCAGAGGAGGAGAUUGCAGCACUGGACCAGGCUCUGGCACCCGGCGGCCGUGUCCUGCUCCGUUCUGCCUCCGCGCAGCCAUGGUACAUAAAAAAUUUCGAGAGGAGGGGCUACAUCUGCGAAGCUGCUGCCGUACGCGAGUCGGGAAAGAGCAUCGACAGAAUUAACAUGUACGCAUCCACGUGGUUGUGCAUUAAACCGGCCAGGCGGCACAUGAGCACGAUCAGGAUCUGA